CCUGUCCGAGUAGGGCCGAGAUACUGAUGUGGGCUAAUGUACACGAAGGGUCUAGCCAGCUCUACAGUUUGCCAGCGAGGUGGACUAGAAUUCAUUUCAUGAAUGCAACGUGAAAUAGUAACGCUGUAAAAUAAUUCCGUUAUCCGGAUUUCGGUAACGACGGAUCUCGUGAGUAAAGAAGUUGUGAUUAUUUGGUGAUUCUAAAUUACAUGCGAUUUCAAUUAAAAGGUUAAAAAUAUAUGAGGCAAAAUGUACGGUCUCAAGCUAAUAUCUCUGGGCCUGUACCUUCUAACACUCACUCACUCAGAUGGCAAAAAGAUCGUCAUGUUUCCUGGGUUUGGCAAAAGCUAUUUCAUCUACCACGCCAACAUAGGCCAGGCGUUAAUCGACCUGGGUCACGAGGUGUGGAUUUGUGUGCCAGAGUAUUUGAGCGACAAGAACUUGAUCAAGUACAAAGACAUCAAGAUCUUAAAGUUCGGUGAGACCAUAGGUGACGUGGAAUCCCACGUUCUUAAAAAUUCAAAAAUGCUCGACAACUUCUGGGAUGGGAAGGAUGUUGGCUUAAGCGAGCUCUUAAUGACAGCAAAAGAAUUUAGGAAAUUCAUCAAUAUAGUUUUAGACGACCAAUCAUUUUUCGACAAUGUUAAAAACAUCAAACCAGAUUUACUCGUGAUCGAUGAGUUCAUGUUUAUCAGAAAUAUUUUUGUCCUGCCGUAUAAGCUGGGCAUUCCUUUUGCGGCUGUUGGAUACUCUCAAGAUUUAGUCCUGCAUCGGGUUCCAUUCAGCCCUGCUGUAGAGCCCCAAGUUCCAGAGAAAGUAAACAACAGAAUGAGCUUCAUGCAGCGCUUGUCUCUAACGAUAAAAACAGUCUUUGAGCUCAGCUAUGACCCCUUCACUGAUAGUGACAUUGUGACUAGAAUAGCACCAGAAAAACCUUACACGACAAUUAGUGAUAUUAUAUUAAAAGCUGAAAUUUUUAUUGCUGAAGUUGAUCACAUCCUAGAUUAUCCCAGACCAAUGUUACCCAACACAAAGCUGAUUGGUGGAUCUUCUGUCAGUGAGCCGAAGCCUUUGAUUGGUGAGUUCAAACAGUUUGUUGAAAAAUCAACCAAUGGGAUUGUCGUUGUGUCUUUUGGAGGAAACGACAUUCCUUUCCCUUCUCAUAUUAUUAGCAAACUAAUGUCUGCCUUCAAACAACUGGACCUUGACGUUGUCUGGCGAGUCAACGUGACCUCUCCUGUCCCAGGAAAGGUAAAGACGUCACAAUGGAUACCACAGAAUGACCUACUUGGUCAUCCAAAGACCAAAGUCUUUGUUUCCCAUUGUGGUAAAAAUGGCCAAUACGAGGCUUUGUAUCAUGCUGUGCCUAUCCUCUGCCUGCCUAUCUAUGGCGACCAGUUCUACAACUCGGAAAGAAUUCGUUUUAAAGGUUUUGGACUUGGUGAAGAUAUAAGGAAAAUUACUCCAGAGGAACUGAUCACCACGAUAAAAGAACUCGCCUCCAAUAACAAAUACAAGAGACAUAUCGAGAAAGCAUCCAAGCUAUUCAAAGAGCUUUACAAAGUUCCAUCCAAAGAAGCCGCUUACUGGAUAGAUCACGUGAUGAAGUAUGGCGGAGACUAUAUGAGGUCAUCAGGACAGGAAAUGCCGUUGUAUCAAUUUCUUCUUCUUGACGUCAUCGCUUUUAUAGCAGCUGUUCUGUCUGGAGUUGUCGUUAUUUUUAUCCUCAUUGUCAGGUUUUGCUACAGACGUUUUUUCACAAAGCGGACAGUUAAAAAGAAGAAAGAAUGACAUUUGUUUUAUUGACAUUUGCCAUACAAUAUUGUUCUU
This is a messenger RNA of Physella acuta, 1830 nucleotides long. RefSeq names its product UDP-glucuronosyltransferase 2B15. The record is from RefSeq and is a predicted model, not a curated record. Gene Ontology annotation, molecular function: UDP-glycosyltransferase activity. NCBI's taxonomy places the organism in Eukaryota, Metazoa, Mollusca, Gastropoda, Physidae.